CUAAAAAUAGUUCAUUUUCUAGGCGGGUGGGUUUUCAUGCUUCCCCCAACCGCUUUACGGCCGGAAUGCUUGCUUCGCUCGUGCGCAGUCUGUUUGUUUGGUUUCAGUCUUUGGUGUGCUUUUCCGGGGAGUGUUGUGACCGCAGGCGGCAUAUACUAUUAUCCACACAUACGCGGCAAGCACCAGAUUUUCUUUCGGUUUGUUCUUCUUUUCUUCGUGCUUUGGUCAGCCGCUUCUAUAUUAGUUUUAAUCCAACUACUAACCCAAUGGCAAUAUGCUGUCCUACGACUUAAACGAACGCCUGCUGACUGCGGUCCAGAGGGGGGACUUCGAGCAGGCGCUUGGCUGCAUCAUGCAGGGUGCCCAGGCCUCAUAUGUCUCACCCAGUUGCGGACGCACAGCCGUUGGCACGGCCGCCAUCCUGGGCGAUGCAGAGCUGCUGGAGCUCCUGGUGCAGUCCUGUGAGGAGCCGGAGCUGAAUGUCUUCCAUCAGUCUCACACGGAUAGUCUGGAGAUUGAACGUACCCCCGAAGGUAUGGACAAACUGGAGUGGGUGGACGAGUUCGAAAAUUGCUCGGAAAAUGGUGGUGGUGGCGGCGGAGAGGAUGGCCAGCUAUAUCAGUAUUAUGCCAAGACUUUUGAGAACACCGGUGAGUUUCUGUCCCAGUGCUGUGUCUCCUGCCGCGAACAGGAUCCCCACCUCUAUGACGCUGAUCUAGCCACGCCCCUCCACUACGCUGCCUGCUGGGGUCACGAGGAAUGCGUCCGGAUCCUCCUGGAGCACAAUGCCCCCAUUAAUGUGGUGAAUAGCGAAGGAUAUGCACCGCUACAUGUGGGAGCUGGAUUUGCCGGAGUCACCGACCUGUUGAUCAAGCACGGAGCUCUUGUUAAUGCCAAGACAUUAAGUGAUGGGAAGACUGCCCUUCAUGUGGCCAUCGAGAGUAAGUCCGAGGAGUCCGCCCGACUACUUCUCAAGACGAAUAUCAAUAUCAACGACACGGAUGACGAGGGGGAGACUCCAUUAAUGACGGCCAUAGCCUGCAGCUUGGUCGACCUGGCCCAGGAGCUGGUGGAGAGAGGAGCCCGCAUUAACCUCCAGGAUAAGCAGAAUAACACAGCUCUGCUGUAUGCGGUGAGGGGUCGCCAUGAAGACAUGGCCAAGCUGCUUCUGGAGCGCGGAGCUCGAAGACUAGCCUCUCAGCAUCUCUUGCACAUCGCCGUGAACUUCAACGACCGGACAAUGGUCCAGCUCCUCUUGCAGUACGGGGAGAGCUUGACGGUCCGGGAUGAGGAGAACCAUACCCCCAUCAUGACGGCUAUUCUCAUGCAGCUGCCGGAUAUGAUAGAGAAUCUCUUAACCGCCGCAGAGGAGCAUAGGAGAUUGGGUCUCUACUCGGAUGCCCAGGACGAAGGCUUAGUGUUAUUUGCCGUGCAGCAGAUCGUGAGCGUGAAUAGGUUCCGCGAAGUCCUGCGAGUCUUGCUGGCCAAGCUAGAAAGUGCCAGGAAGGAUUUGUACAGCUCUUGUACUCCCACCAUCGUUUGCGGGCUGAUGUACUGCCAGACGCCGCUAUCGAGGGCCAUUAAUCUGCACCGCCUGGAACUGGCGGAGUUCCUCAUCCACGAGGGAUGCAACCUGGCCCAGAUCUGUCGCGAGCAUGUGGUCAACGAGCUCAGAGCCAACUGUUCUCCAAGGAGUCUGGCUUUUGCCAGAUUGUUGUGCAAUGCGGGCUUCCAGUUUCCUCACAAGCAUCGAGCCUCGCCCUCAGACUGGCCGCCAGCUCGCCAAGAGUUUGAACGGCAAAUGACAGUUCUAGGAACCCAGCCGAGGACUUUACAGUCCGUCGCACGGCUGGUGAUUCGCCGGAAAAUCCUGAAAACACUCCAAACUCGUCCGGAUAUUCUGCAGAAGUACCUCCCAAAUCAGAAACGCUCUUCGCUUGGAAUGAUCGUAGACGAGUUCGCCAUACCCGCCACUCUAAAACUCUACCUCAGCGACUUUUCCGAACUUCCUACGGUAAGGGGAAUGGAACCAGUCAUUCUACCUGGAAUAAGAUGCUCCGAGUCAUGGGAUUGAUUGCGAUUUAGGAAUUUAUUCAGAUUAUAUAGGUUACAUGUAUAGUCAUAGUAUGUAGUGUGUAGCAUAGGUUUUUAAUAUUGGCUGAAUGAGUGUGGGAAUAGAUUAAUGUUAGGCGUUCAUAAUUUUCCUUAAUUCUGUAACAUUUCACAAGUUUACAAUUUACACGACACUCAUGUGAUAUUAACUUUCUUAAAAUGCAAUACAAUUUUUUUUUAACAAAGUUCUCCCACAAAUGUGGCAUUUUCGAAAGUCACAUUUGUGUGAUAAUCUUGUUGGGGCACAGGUUUUUAGUUCUUUGUCUAAAUCACUUUAAUAGUUUGUUUAUUAGGCAUUUAGUCUGUAUAGAUUAUUUAUAUAAUGUAUUAUGCACUAGGAUAUUUUUAACUACGCCAAUAAUAAGAUAACGUUCAUCAUUUACAAACGAUCUCGCACACAAACUCGCAAAAACUCGAGGGAAAUGAAUGCAAUUUGUAGAUUAGGAUUUUACAACGAUGUCGGGGGUAAUUUUAUAGACAAACUGUUGACAAAAACCAAAUAAACAAAACGAAGUUUUAAAAGAAAAAUCAACUUUUUAGUGCUUAAACUACUGUAAAAUACAUCAACGAUGAAAGGUAAGAGCAUUGAAGAGCCCUCCUAGGGCUUCAGCAGUAGCUUGAAGUCAUCAUUGGCGUUCUCCAUGAUGUAUUCAAAUGCGAAUUUGUCUUUUUUA
Drosophila ananassae is the source of this 2786-nucleotide messenger RNA. RefSeq names its product ankyrin repeat, PH and SEC7 domain containing protein secG. The transcript is spliced from 3 exons. Gene Ontology annotation, cellular component: cytoplasm; nucleus. The record is from RefSeq and is a predicted model, not a curated record. Lineage: Eukaryota; Metazoa; Arthropoda; Insecta; Diptera; Drosophilidae. Gene Ontology annotation, molecular function: protein binding. The coding region runs from base 275 to 2074 and encodes 599 amino acids.